AUGAACAUCAGAAAUUCGGCGGUGACGGUAUUCGUCCUAAGUGGUUGCAAUAGUUGCAAUGGUUACAAUGGUCGCCGUGGUCGCCGUGGAUGCGAUGGAUGCGAUGGAUGCGAUGGGUGCGAUGGUUGCCAUGGGUACGGUGGAUGCGUUGGUUGCGAUGGUUGCGAUGGUUGCCAUGGAUGCCAUGGAUGCCAUGGAUGCGAUGGAUGCAAUGGUUCCAAUGGUUGCGAUGGUUGCGAUGGUUGCCAUGGAUGCCAUGGAUGCCAUGGAUGCGAUGGAUGCAAUGGUUCCAAUGGUUGCGAUGGUUGCGAUGGUUGCGAUGGUUGCCAUGGAUGCCAUGGAUGCCAUGGAUGCGAUGGAUGCAAUGGUUGCGAUGGUUGCGAUGGUUGCGAUGGUUGCCAUGGAUGCCAUGGAUGCCAUGGAUGCGAUGGAUGCAAUGGUUGCGAUGGUUGCGAUGGUUGCCAUGGAUGCCAUGGAUGCCAUGGAUGCAAUGGUUCCAAUGGUUGCGAUGGUUGCGAUG
This is a messenger RNA of Dendronephthya gigantea, 520 nucleotides long. Its product is annotated as keratin-associated protein 5-3-like. The transcript has a single exon. NCBI's taxonomy places the organism in Eukaryota, Metazoa, Cnidaria, Anthozoa, Malacalcyonacea, Nephtheidae. The annotation marks the transcript as partial. The record is from RefSeq and is a predicted model, not a curated record.